AUGGAGUCACUACCUUCUGGCUUCAUCAAACAAACCAUUAUUUUCCUCGAGUUAUACAUAAUUCUAUAUAUCAGUUACAUACCUGACAGUACCAACCGCUUAUUUGCAGCCUCAACAAUUCCUCCUCAUUUUGGUUCCUCUGAUAUAUCAACUUAUGCACUCCAAACACUUGAAUUGGAUGGUUACCUUAGUUUUGACAAUAAUCAUCAAGCAGCAACAGAUUUUGGAAACCGAUACCAUUCACUCCCAUUAGCUGUUUUGCAUCCAAAAUCCGUCGCUGAUAUUUCGAGCAUGAUAAACCAUAUUUUCAGAAUGGGAUAUGCAUCAGACUUGACGGUUGCAGCUAGAGGCCAUGGACAUUCCAUCCAAGGUCAAGCUCAAGCCUAUAAUGGUGUAGUUAUAAGUAUGGAAUCAUUUAAGGGAACAGAAAUGAAAAUAAAUGCAGGGGAAUUACCUUAUGUGGAUGUUUCAGCUGGAGAGCUGUGGAUAAAUAUCUUGCAUGAAACUCUUAAACAAGGGCUGGCACCAAAAUCUUGGACAGAUUAUUUGCAUCUUACUGUUGGAGGCACCUUGUCAAAUGCUGGCAUUAGUGGGCAGGCUUUCAGGCAUGGACCCCAAAUCAGCAAUGUUUAUCAGCUGGAAGUUGUCACAGGAAAAGGAGAGGUCGUUGUCUGUUCGGAGAAUCAAAAUGCAGACCUUUUCCAUGCUGUUCUUGGUGGGCUUGGACAGUUUGGCAUCAUAACAAGAGCAAGAAUUUCUUUGGAAAAGGCACCAAAAAUGGUAAAAUGGAUAAGAGUGCUGUACUCAGACUUUUCCAAAUUUACAAGAGACCAAGAGUAUUUGAUAUCAUCCAACGAUCAAUUUGAUUAUAUUGAAGGAUUUGUAUUUAUUAAUAGAACAGGUCUUCUCAAUAACUGGAGAUCUUCUUUUAAUCCCAAAGAACCAUUGCAAGCCAGUAAAUUCAAUUCAGAUGGUAAAAUCUUCUUCUGCUUGGAAAUGGCAAAGUACUUCAACCCGGAUGAAAUCGACUUUAUGAACAAGAAAGUUGAAAGCUUGAUGUCAGAAUUGAGCUAUAUUCCAUCAACUCUCUUCACAUCAGAAGUUACUUACCUGGAUUUCCUCGAUCGUGUACACGUCUCAGAGAACAAGCUCCGAGCGAAAGGUUUAUGGGAAGUUCCUCAUCCAUGGUUAAAUCUUCUGAUUCCCAAAAGCCAAAUACAUGAUUUUGCUCAAGAGGUGUUUGGAAACAUCCUCAAGGAUACCAGCAAUGGACCCAUCAUAAUCUACCCAGUCAACAAAUCCAAGUGGAAUAACAGAACGUCAUUGGUCACUCCAGAUGAAGAUAUUUUCUACUUAGUGGCAUUUUUAUCUUCUGCAGUUCCAUCUUCUGUAGGAACAGAUGGCUUAGAACACAUUUUAGAACAAAAUCAAAGAAUUUUGGAUUAUUGUAUUGAUUUUCUCCCUGGUGUUAAGCAAUAUCUCCCUCACUACAGCAACCAAGAAGAAUGGAGAUCUCACUUUGGGCCCAAGUGGCAGACUAUCUUGCAAAGGAAAUCAAUCUACGAUCCUUUGGCAAUUCUUGCUCCUGGGCAGAGGAUAUUCCAAAAGGGUAUUAUUCCCUUCUUAUAAUAGAUGUAUCAAAAUAAGCAACACAUAAAAAGUUCCUUGAAGAAUGUGAAAGCUAUGAUGACAAGAAAACUGUAAACUAAAUGAGAAAUCACAUUAUGC
Molecule: messenger RNA, 1728 nt
Organism: Cucumis melo (muskmelon)
Lineage: Eukaryota; Viridiplantae; Streptophyta; Magnoliopsida; Cucurbitales; Cucurbitaceae
Product: cytokinin dehydrogenase 1
Exons: 5
Coding region: 1-1629 (542 amino acids)
Biological process (GO): cytokinin metabolic process
Molecular function (GO): FAD binding; cytokinin dehydrogenase activity
Source: RefSeq, a predicted model, not a curated record